ACAUCACUUGGUUACCCCGUUUGUUUACAUCUUCACGAUCAAUUGAGCAUUUGAACUGAUGAAAUAACAAUUAAAUGCAAUCAAUAUGUCUAUCAAAACGCGUAAGAUGAAUGAUUUAGUAGACCCCAUCGUAGUGCAGGUGGAUAAAUUAGGUCAAUUAUUGGAGGAUAACAAGAAUGAUCCAGUGGACACAGCUUCUGUGAAAUCAAUUCUUGUCUCCGAACUGAGCGUAUUAAUCGACAAACUCGAGCAGUUCGAGAGUGAAUAUUGCGACGAUAGCUGUAAUUAUAAAGAGAUGAAGAAUAAAAUUACGAAAGUAAUUCAGGAAUUCUGUGCAAUGUCAGCUCCAUCGAUUCUCCGACAUCCGGAUCCCAAAGUAACAGCUGUCAAGUUCUUGGAGAAACUAAAAAGCGCCUUGAGGAAUCUGGAAGAUCUCGAAUGCUUGGAGCUGAAGCGACAGGUACAGCACGCCAUGUUUUAUGUACAAGAAAUGGGUGAAGCUAACGAGAUAGAGGCCCUCGAGAACAUAAAGGAACUUGGGGAGAACCUUCUAAAUAUGCUCGAGCCCCUCCAAGACUAUGGCAAGAGCCUCAUCAAUAAAUCUCUGAAAGAGAAACUUGCAUUAUAUAUCUGCCAAUUAUGUUCUGCCUUCGCCAUGCUCAUGAAUGUAAUUCAGUUUCAACACGAGAUCCAUCUCCCUCUCUAUAGCUCCAAGAGCUACAUCUGCGAGAGGAUCUAUGAGUGUUUGACAAGGAUAAUCGAUAUUUUCGAGGAAAAUAAUCCAGAAGCUGAAGGAAAAGCGGAAAGAAUCGACCAUUUCGUCUAUAAAAUGGAUGUGGCCCUAGAUCUGAUGGCUGGUCUAUCCAGUAAACCCCAGGAUGAGCAGAUUCUCGAAUGUAAGAAGCUAUGGAUUGCUAUGGAGGAUGUAUUCUCCCACGCCAUGGUGAUUGCUCAAGUUUGCAAUCCUGACAGUUUUAAGGCUAUCACCGGAGUCUGCCAGUCGAUUAUGUCUGAGUACGACAAUUUGAAGGAGCAGAUAUCCUCGGAUAAGCCUGACUUCAUGCUGAAUUCGCUGUUUAUCAAUACCUUCACCGACACUUUGUACAGACUCGAGAGGAAGGUCAAUGUUUCUGUGCUCUCUCUGGUGCUCGACGUUUUCAGUGAACCUUUUGGAUCGUUGAAAAAACUUGUCAAGAUGUGCGGUUAUAAUCUGACUCCUGACAAGAGGAAUAAGCAAGAUUUGAAAGAUUUUAUUGAGGAUUUGGAUCAGGUGACUGAUAAAGUCAUGCAGGUGGGACUGUAUGCCAUUGCCUGCUGCAAUGAUAUCAAUCGAGUUACCAAGAUAAAAAAUCAUAUGGCAAGUCUGGAGUCUCUGGAAGCCGAGCUGGUUCCCUCCAUAAUAUCAUUUUACCUCCACCCUGAUAAUGAGGAGAGACGAGUGAAUGUCAAGUUAUUUACGUCUCAGUGGCAAUCAGAUAUGAAUAAGCUGAGGAGUGCAAUAGAUCUGAUCAUUGAUUCUUCUGCUUUCUGCCAGGUGGUCCUGGAUGACUUGCAGGAGAGAGUUCAGGGGAUGUCCGAUGAUCUUGACAAUUGUCAGCCGAUUACUCAGAGCCAAGUGCAGAGUAUCGUGCAGAAGGCUUGCACUUUAGCCACCCAGAUCACAGCCGCUGUUGAUGAUAUUGGGAAGGACAAACUUGAUAGACAGACCAUUAUGAUGAUUCGAGAGCUAAAAGCUGCUAUCUUUGAGGCUGAUACUGCAUCCAAGAGUCUUUUGAAAGAUAAACCGACUGCGCCACAGCAAUUGAGAGUCAUUAAAAGAUGUGAACUAUUGGUCAAUGUUGUUAGGCGUUUGCAACCAGCCCUCAUAGUCGUCAUGAACUACUCUCAAAGGGCAACAGGUUUAUUUGAAAAAAGCAGAAGCCAUGAUAAGUCCAGUUUCAAUUUACCAUCGAGUGUUCAUGAUCUACCAAGAGAUGAAAAGACUCUAACCUUUAUCAAGACACCCUACACCGUAAAGACCCAUAAGCCGAUUGUCUCCAUCCAGUCCAAGGGAAGUAUGAAGAAAUCACAGGUUGGUCUCUCAUGUUUGAUCCCCUAUAUUGAGAAAGGACGAACCAUGAGGAUGGAGAGGACAAUUAUCAUGUACACAACGCCAAAGACCCAGGGACACGAGAAGAACGAUGAGAACAAGAAUACAGAGGGUGAUAAAAAUUCCAACAGUCUGAUGAGGAAUUCGUCCUAUGUUAGGCAGCAUCUCUUCUCGAGGGAUACCUUUGACAGCGAUAGGGACUUGGAUCUCGCCUCGGAGAGUUGGAACUUGACCGCAAUUCUUGAACAAUUGUCUAAUUCGACGAGUUCCUUCUCGUCGGGAGACGGCCACAGUAGGAGUGAGGAAAAUUCAUCUUUUACAGAUGAGAGGGUGAGCUCGUACUCGAGUAGUGGGGAAGGUGAUGCACCUGCCGUUGUUGGGACUCCCGACAGUAUUGGGGAUAUUCGACAAAUUAAUAAGAAAAUUGAGGUCUUGAAGACAAAUUAAUUGAUUUGUUUUUAUUUUUAUGUAGUUAGUGUUUGGUAACUAUUGAGAUAUUUGUGCUGUAAUUAUAAUUCAGAUUUUUGCGUACCUUGGUUUGUAAAGUUCAGGGAAGAAUGUCAUUUAAUAAAAAAAUUUAUAAUGAUAUAU
Messenger RNA from Diachasmimorpha longicaudata, 2680 nucleotides. It is a transcript of the gene Spt, whose product is annotated as serendipity locus protein alpha. Gene Ontology annotation, cellular component: membrane; cytoplasm; adherens junction. The record is from RefSeq and is a predicted model, not a curated record. Bases 86 to 2536 code for a protein of 816 amino acids. NCBI's taxonomy places the organism in Eukaryota, Metazoa, Arthropoda, Insecta, Hymenoptera, Braconidae. The transcript has 2 exons. Gene Ontology annotation, molecular function: actin filament binding; beta-catenin binding. Gene Ontology annotation, biological process: cell migration; cell-cell adhesion; cellularization.